This is a messenger RNA of Eruca vesicaria subsp. sativa (arugula), 2204 nucleotides long. Lineage: Eukaryota; Viridiplantae; Streptophyta; Magnoliopsida; Brassicales; Brassicaceae. The record is from the annotation of a GenBank genome assembly.
GAGGAAUCAAUCAAAGAAGUAAAAUUGGAAGAAAGAAGAUGAAUCUCUACGCAGAUGAUCUCUCUCUUCUAGAUUACAACUACAACGUCUCCGGUCCCUUCGGCGAACCGUUAUCUCACCGUUUCAUCUCUCCUGGCCCUUUCUUCCAUGGCGAGGACGACGAUUACCGCCGUAACAUCAGUUACAGCCCCGUUAGAGCUUACGGCGGAGAAGAAUCGAAUAAAGAGCAUCGGCAUGACGGGAAGUCGCCGUUGCCUCUGGGGAUGGAUUGGAGUGAUCCUCCUCGUCAAUGGGAAGGACGGAACAGUGUUUGGCCACAUGAUGCUCGAACUGGUUGGAGUUACUGUGUUACUGUCCCUUCUUGGGUUGACCUUCCUAAAUCAACUGUUUCUGAUCCGGCUGUGUUUUAUAGAGUGCAAGUGGCGAUACAAUCUCCUGAGGGAAUCACCUCCACUAGGAUGAUACUUAGAAGAUUCAAUGAUUUCUUGGAGUUAUAUUCCUCAAUUAAAAAGGAGUUUGUGAAGAAAAGGUUACCCCAGGCACCACCAAAGAAGAGGCUGAGGAUGAAAAAUCAGACACUUUUGGAAGAGAGGAGGCAUUCUCUGGAAGAUUGGAUGAAUAAACUUUUGUCAGAUAUCAAUAUAUCUAGAAGUGCUAUAAUAGCAACAUUCCUUGAGCUAGAAGCUGCUGUCAGGUCUUAUUUCAAUGAUGAAUAUCAAGAAAAUGAAGAUAGCUCUUUAGACAGUCGUUUGCUUCUACCUGACACCAUUUCUGAUGCUCCUGGUAGUUCGUCAGUUACCAUGGAUCAUGUCAUUGACUCUGCUGAUGAAACAUCUGAUACCUCAAAGCAUGACGAAGCUAGUCUCAAAAGUAUUGUCUCAAGGAAUUCAACUUCUGAAGAUAAUGUGACUGAUUGGCAUGAAUUAAUCACAGAAUCUGGACUUCUUGAUAAUUCCAGACCUGAUAGAGCUGCAGAAACUGGAGAGGCGUCAAUAUCCAGGGAACUUAACCAAGACUACAUGAGUAGUCAUGAAACUGGGAAGAAUGUGGCUAUUGUAUUUCAAUCUGAGGAGAAAAGUAAGUUAAAGAGGGUUGUUGGUACAUUAGAGCAGAGACUGGAAACAGCAAAAGCUGACACGGAAGAUCUUAUCUCGAGGCUAAAUCAGGAGUUAGCUGUUCGGCAAUUUUUAACAACAAAGGUAAAAGAUUUAGAGGUUGAACUUGAAACAACUCGAGAGAGCUGCAAGCAAGGGAUGGAGCAAACAGUUCUGAAGGAAAAGGAAAGAUUUACUCAAAUUCAAUGGGAUAUGGAGGAACUUCGCAAGCAAUGCAUGGAGAUGGAAUCAUUGUUAAACUCUAUCAAGGACGAGAAAACACAUAUUGAGACUACAAAUGAGUCACUUGUUGAAGAAAAUCAAAUGUUGCUGCAGCAGCUGGAUGAUUUAACGGACAAGUUUGAGAACUUGUAUAAAGAGCAUGAAGAGCUGGAAGUUAAAUCAAAAGCAGAACUAAAGGUCCUUAUCAAAGAGGUCAAGUCUCUCCGAACCACUCAAUCAGAACUGAGAGUAGAGCUUAGCCACACGAUAAAAGAAAAGCUGGAGAUGGAGAGAAUUGUUCAACGGGAGAAGGAUAAAGAAGAGACUGCACAAACCGCAAACAAGAAGUUGAUGCAUGAGUAUGAUGUCCUACAGAAGCGUCUUCAAGAAUGUAAUGUUAAGUUCCACAUCGAAGAUGAGGGGAAAUUAAUAGUGGAAUCAUCAUCUCUAUCCGAAGGGAUUGAUCUACUAGCAACAUCUGAUAAUCGAAUAGGUCUUCUAAUUGCUGAGACACAGCUUCUUUCAGAAGAACAAGGAGGAACAGGUGAUGUAGUAAGAAAGAUACUAACAGAGGUUCUGAUUGAUAAUGCGAGAUUAAGGAAGCAGAUUAACUCUGUUCUUCGUUGCUCUUUGUCCGGACAUGGAGUAUCAGUCAGAGAAACCAGAUCAGAACAAGACGAAGAAGUUGAAGAAGGGAGUGUUGAUCUGGCAAGUACUGUUCUAAGCAAGAUCCUUGAGAAAUGAAUGUAAUUAGGUUUUUUAUUUCGUAUACAUAUAAUGUAAUCAAUAAUCAUAUACAUGAAAUCUUGUAAUACACUUUUUUGUCAUAUAUAUGAAAUCUUGUAAUACACUUUUUGUCAUAUAUAUGAAAUCUUGUAGUACACUUUU